CCUCCUCAUGCUGUCUCUGAGCGAUGACAUUUACAUUCCACAGAAAAACUGCAGCAAGACGGAAGAGGGAGAUUUCAUCGUUUCAGUUGACUGCUCGUUAAAAUCCUGCACAUUGUUUCUGCUUUGCGGUAAAGUUGUUGUCUUUGGACCUCAUUGGAGACAUGUCGACCGCGCUUGGUUUGCCUUUUUUCCUCUUCAAGUUAACUUGUGUGUUACGGGAAGGAGUCUGAGCCUAGAAAGCCACACGGAUUUUGCUUUUCAGAGCCGAACAUGCCUGUCAGAGUCUUUGUGUGUCAUGUGCAUGUAAUUAAAACUGCCAAGCAACUACAGAGCUUCUAUUUUACAAGCAGGAAAACAGGAAUUCUCACGUUGCUGGGGAAAGUUUCCAACUGACACAAACAACAAACUGACUGAUUUUAUUCAAUUUUCUCUUUCAAAAUAUAUUUAGAAAGUAUCUUCUGCUCUGUUACUGAAACAUAGACUGCAUUUACUACAAAGUAAGUCUGUAUAAUUCACUUAUUGCAGAUAUAAGGAUCAGCAGGAGAGUCUGAUGAGAAGCUGGAGGGAAACGUAACCGACAGUAUUUGCUUUCAUUCCUCAAUGGCCGUUCUGUGUUUCAUUCUGCAGAGCUCCCCCAGGCAUUCCAGGCCCACAGUUUAAGAGCUGGUUAAACCUGAGACAUGGAGCUGAAAGAGACUGCUACAAAUAUGCCAGAGGCGGCAGCUUCUGCUUCAGUAGGGAGACCUGAUUCAUCAGGUCUGUCUAUACUGAGUAAAUUUUCCAUAAAGUCAUUUUUUGGAAUCACAACAAGGUUAGACAGCCAGAAAAGCAAUGAAGGGAAUGCUGUUUUAAAAUCUUUUAAAUUACUUGGAAAUAAAGCAGAGUUACAGACAGACCCUGCGAGCAGUGCACAGAAUUCAAGCUGUGAGAGGUCAGUACCACAUUCUGACAUAACAGGGUGGGAGGCAAAGGACCCUGAAGAGCCAAAGGCAACCACUGAUAAACAUGUACAAAUUGGACAGGCGGAAGGCUCAGAUCUGGAUUUGCAACAGCACAGUUUAAAGGAUCUAAGUUGUGAGAAUGGGGGGGAUUCACAAGUCACAGUAGGACAGCCUGCAGUAGGUGACAUUGAAAAGGACAAAGAAAACGCUGAGAAGGAUAACCUGGGAGGUGCAGAUGUACUGUUUUUAGAUGAGCAAAAGCAUGAAAAAAAGGGAGUGUGCACAGAAAGUCUGACCGUUUUAGGCACUUGUAAGGAUGAAAAAGCUGAUACACAUUCCAGUGCAGAGCACGCAGCCUGUGAUGUUCCCAGCACAGGAGUUAAUGACAAGGAUGAUUUGCUUGUACGUGGUAUUCUUGUACAGACAACAAGUGAUACAGACUCUGACGGUGAGGAUACUGAUCAAGUCACAGACCAAAAGAGUGCUCCCAUGUCCAAGAAUUUCUCGGCAUCUCAUGUGUCAGUAAACAAUAGUCCCAAACAGGAGCCAGAAGCAACAGGUCCAGGAAAGACAGGGUACAUGGAGGGAGAAGACAAAGAACAAGUGAAUAUAAACAGCUCAGGCUCUUUGGGGGCCCAUAUGGAUGCACAACAAGGGAUUACACAGGAGGCAGAAAUUAACAGUCCUGAAGACAAUUCCGUUCCAGAAUCUGUAACAGCUGCAUCCCAUUCUGAGCCACAGAAUGAGAAGACCUAUGUGCUUCCAGCAAUUUUUAGUGGUCUGCGUGUACACAAGAAAGGAGCACUGGUGGAUGAUAGGGAGAUGGUUACUGUAAAACCAGGUGACAGUGAUUUGGCAUUACUUAAAUUGUCCCAGACAGCUCAAAAAUCCAAAGUCUCCAUUGAAACAAUAAGAAAACGAGAGCAGAAGAAGCCAACAGAAACCAGACCAAGUUCAAAGUUCAUGGAACAACUUUCCCAGCUACUGAGCUUUGAUAACCCCAAGCAAGAUGAAACACAGGGGGGAUCUACAGAAGAACAAAGUAUUUCAAAUGGCACUGAGCAAGACCUCCAGGCUGUUAAUGAGGACAAAUUGGAAACUAGCUCACAAGAGACUGCAAUGGAUGCUUUCAAAUCCUUUUUCAUGAUUGCUCCCAAAAAGACAAUAACACAGGAUUCCCAUGACCUGGAGGCUGUCAAGCGCAAGCAAAAGAGUGAGAAGGAUACACUGAAGGCUAUCUUUGAGAAGCCUAGACCCACAGACCUUGACCUGGCAUCUGACGAAAAGAAAAAUACCGACCUCAGUCCUUCUGAUGGAGAAGAUCGAACCCCAGGAAGACUCCAAGCAGUGUGGCCACCCCCAAAGCCCAAAGAUGAAGAAGAAAAAGUGGGUCUGAAAUACACAGAAGCAGAGUAUCAGGCUGCUAUCCUGCAUUUGAAGAGGGAACACAAAGAUGAGCUAGAGACACUGAAGUCCCAAUCUGAAGUGGCGAUCUUCAAUGUGCGAGGGGAACAAGCAGUUCAGACAGCAAAAUUAGAGGAGGAAAUACAGAAACUGCAAGCGGACCUACAGAAUAAACUCAGUCACCAGAAUGGGGUGAAAAGGGAUGUUUGUGUUUCCACCGAAGAUGAGAAUUCUCCAAAAUCUUUUCGAAAUGUAUGCAUCCAAACUGACCGUGAGACUUUUUUGAAACCCAAUGAGGAGGACAAAUCUCAAAAAAAUGACCCUGUUUUACCAAAGAAAUUAAAUAUUGCAUCAAUCAGUCAAAACCUCGCUAGUCCCAUAAGUCCCAGCGAUAAUUCACAGCACAAUUUCCCUUUAGCUUCCUUGUCAGUUACUACACCACCUCCCCACCCCCUCUCUACAUCUUCACAAACAGCCUCUUCUCCAACACCCUUAGAUUGCACUUCUAUUCCUCCACCUCCAUUACUUCCAGGUUUCCCUUCUGUUCCACCACCUCCACCUCUUCCUGGUUCUAGCUCUGUUCCACCUCCUCCACCUCUUCCAGGUAUCAGUUCUGCCCCACCACCUCCCCCUCUUCCAGGUUUUAGCUCUGUUCCACCUCCUCCUCCUCCUCUUCCAGAUUUAAGUUCUGUUCCACCCCCUCCCCCUUUUCCAGGUGGGGGUCCUCCUCCACCACCUCCUCCUUUUCCUGGGUAUGGAAGCUCAGCAGUUCCUCCACCACUACCUCUACCACUCCCCGGGCUUUUUUUUGGGCUGUCAAAACCUCGAAAAGCCCCUGUAGAGCCUGGCUGCCCAAUGAAGCCGCUGUAUUGGACAAGGAUUCAACUAAAAAAUGGCAGCUCCAGCAAUACGUUAUGGGAGAACCUAAAGGAGCCCAACAUUGCAGACACUAAAGAAUUUGAGGACCUAUUUGCAAAAGCCACUGUUCAACAGAAGAAGAAACCACUGUCAGACUCUUAUGAGAAGAGAGCAAAAGCUAAGCAGGUUAUAAAGCUACUGGAUGGGAAGAGGUCUCAGGCUGUGGGCAUUUUAAUAUCCAGUUUACAUCUGGACAUGAAGGAUAUUCAACAAGCAAUUCUUAAUGUAGAUAAUUCAGUUGUGGACAUAGAAACUCUUGAAGCCUUGUAUGAAAACAGGGCUCAGAAGGAGGAGAUGGAAAUCAUCAAAAAACACUAUCAGACAUCUAAAGCUGAGGAUGUAAAACUGCUGGACAAACCUGAACAGUUUCUUUACGAGCUGUCUCAGAUUCCCAACUUUGUUGAGCGAUCUCAGUGUAUUAUAUUCCAGUCUGUCUUUUUAGAGGGAAUAAGCUCAGUGAGGCGGAAGGUGGAUAUCAUCAGUCGGGCCUGCGAUUGCCUCUUGGAGAGGGUUUCUGUGAGAGAUAUAAUAGGUCUGAUUCUUGCAUUCGGAAACUACAUGAAUGGAGGCAACCGUACUCGGGGUCAGGCAGACGGAUUUGGGCUGGAAAUCCUUCCCAAACUAAAGGAUGUUAAAAGCAGGGAUAAUAAAGCCAGCCUGGUGGAUUAUGUUGUACGUUAUUAUCUACGAUAUUUUGACCAGGAUGCUGGAACAGACAAAAGUGUUUUUCCACUGCCAGAAUCCCAGGACCUUUUACUGGCUUCGCAGGUGAAAUUUGAAGACCUGGACAAAGACUUACGGAAACUUAAAAAGGACAUUGAAGUGUGUGAGAAACAGUUGAAAGCAGUGGUAAAAGACUCGCCUAAAGAGAAUAUCCAGCCAUUUAAGGACAAGAUGUCAUCUUUUUUAAACAAAGCCAAAGAAGAAUAUAAGACAGAAGAAAGUAAACUGACCAGAUCACAAAACAGGUUUGAAGAAACAAUUGGAUAUUUUGGAUGUAAGCCAAAGGGCAAUGAUAAAGAGAUCACCCCCAACUCCUUCUUUGUCUUGUGGUACGAAUUCUGCGGUGACUUCAAGAGUGUGUGGAAAAGAGAGAGCAAAGUCCUCUCCACGGAAAGGCUUCGCCAGGCUCAGGAGUCCGUAAAUAAACUGACAGCAGAAAAGAAAGUUGAAACCAGGAAGAUUAACCCUGCAGCAAGUCUGAAAGAAAAGCUUCGUCAGAAAGAAGCAAGUGUCAGCACCAACUAAGAGGCCAAAGUCAUGGAAGAGGAAUCAGAGGACCUGCAAAGGCAAUGGCUAUAAGCAGGCAUUACGGCUUGCACCGAUACUUUUAUUAUCAACGAGCUAUGUCAGAUCAGUGUAAUAACCACAGCAAACAUUCAUUAUUUUGUAUGACAGUAUCCAACAUGUAGGUGUUGUACAAUUAUACUGUACUUUGUGCACAGAUAACAUGUAAAUAAUUAUAUUGAUUCAAUAUAUCCACAUCAUGCUAUUAGUACAAAUGGGAUAUAUAUAUUACAUAAACACACAAAGAGUGAGAGAACAAUAUAUAUAUAUACAUAGAAAUAUGUUCUUGGACAUAAUACUUUGCUUGGAAAGCACUGAAUUGAAUCCGUUGAUCCAGGUUUUAUAUUAUUUUUAUAGCAAGCCUGUGUAGAUUGUUGUAAUAUAUAUAUAUAAAAAUAUUUAUGUAUCAUGUUGGAUGUAACUAGUUUUUUAGCUUGCAAGCUUUAUUCAUGAAGAAUAUUUUGAUUGACUUUUUUGAAUUGAAUAUGAUUCUUGAGCAGACUUGAGAAAAAGCAACACGUUUUAUUAGGUUAGGAAAGUGCCCUACACCAUAGCCGAGGCCCUUGCUAGGGACUCUGUAAAAAAUGUUCUCAGAGUGACACUUGUCAUUAUGCUGAAUGCUUAAUCUACAUUGAUGGUCAUAGCCAGUACUGGAGGCUGUCCAGACCCAGUAGAUUUUGUGUUGAUUAAAUGUGCCAUGAUAGCUGCAGUCCAUAACAUGGAGGCUAGAUGGCACAUUAAUGUUUGACAUCCAUCACCUCCAUAUACCUCCCAGAUGUAGUACUCAUUGGUGCUGUUCUACAACUAACGGCCUUUGCUUGCUGUUUUGCCCUGACCUGGCACGUCAGAGUCUUGCACAGUAUGUUGGGAUAGAUAGCAAACAGUGUUAUAAAUAAGAAUGAAGACAUUUGAGCAUCAAGUUUUAUCAAAAUCAGCAUAAAUUUUGAUAAAAUGUGUAUUGUAUAAUGUGCUUUUCCUCAAGUACAUACUUUCACUGACCAAAGCAGUUAUUGCGCUAUGUAUUUGUUUUGGUGUAAGUAUGCUUUUAUAAAUCCGUUCAUUGUGCCUUUUUUAAAGUCUACUCACCCAGCUUCAAUUUAGAUAGUUGACUUCUGAAUUGGUUGCAGAGAGAACUGACAGGCAUGCCCCGAUCAUUAGCUUAAGGUGCUUUGCAUUUACCUAAACAGAUGUUGUCCCUUUGCUGCAGUAAAACAGUGUCAAUAUAUGUACAUAUACUGAAUACCUGGCCUGUUGUAUAUACAAGCCUUGAGACAAGUAGUAGACAUUGGGUUCCAGUAACUGCUUUAGAUGUGACAGAGUUGUCUUUAAUAGCAAGUAUCUGCAUCUGAAAAAUGUAACAUACAUUUAAAUUAUAUUUCUGUUCUCUAGUUUCUAACUAGUUUAAGGGGCUUGAAGAGCUAUUUACAGAGAGAGAUUAUUUUUGUUUAGGUUAUUUUUUCUAUAUUUUGCUGUACAUGCUUAUAAAAGUAUACAGGCAUGGGUUUUUCUUCAUUAUUUAUAUAUAUUUAUAUUUAUUGAAAUAGAUUCCUGAGCUGAUAAUCUCUUAUCUAUGAGUGCCUAUAGUGAAAUACUUUUAAAGAAAAAUGUUAAAAUGCUCCUUGCUUUCAGCAUAUGUAGUGUUAACAUCUAUAACUGGUUCUUUUAUGGACUAACCCCUAUAUGUAAUAAAAGGCACUAACCCAUAGUAACCAAUAAGAUGUUUGCUUUUAAACGGGCGACCAGUAAAUGCUACCUGCUGAUUGGUUGCUAUGGGUUACUGCACCUGGUGCCUCUAUUACAUAACCCCUUUAAUGUAGGAUCAAUGUCAUCAACAGAGCUGUCCAAAUUGUUGAACCCAGAUGGUUCCUUCCACUGCCAGUGCUAACAUUUCAGGGAAAGAAUUCCACAACUUCACAGACCUUACUAUAAAAAAAUAACCCUUUGCCCCUAAAGAUGUAGCAUCCUUUCUUCUAAUCUUAAGGCAUGACCUGGCACCCUCUAUAAGGAUCUACUGCUAAAAAACCUCUGAGUGUAUCGUAUUGUAAGAUCUCUUUCUUUCUCUCUGUCUCUCUCUCUCUGUCUCUCUCUCUCUCUCUCUCUCUCUAUAUAUAUAUAUAUAUAUAUAUACACACAGUUAUCAUAUCUCCCCCCUUCUCGUGUGUAAACAGACCAACCUUUCUUCAUAACUAAGACCUUCCAUACCCUUUGUUAGCUUCUCUGGACUUGUUUUAUUAAUGUCACAUUUGAGGACUGGAGACCAAAACUGUACUUUAUAUUCUAUAUGGGCCGUAUCAGUGCUUUGUAAAGCAUAAGGAUCAAAGAGGUGGUUCACCUUCAGAUUAACUUUUAGUAUGUUAUAGAAUGGCAAUUAGCCACACAAUUAGCAACACAAUAGCCAAAAGCUAUUGCUCUGGGAUGCUACAAUUGUAUUGCUAUUGUUACCUUGUAUUACUUAUGUUUCUAUUUAGGUACUCUUCUGUUCAUAUUCCUGUCCCCCUUUUAAACCACUGUCUUUGGUUGCUAGGUUACAUUGGACCCUAGCACCCAUAUAGCUGAUGAAAGUCCAACCCAGAGAGCAGCUGAACUAAAAGCCAAAUAGUUCAAAAACUGCAAAUAAUAAAAAAAUAAAGACCAAUCGCAAAUCUACAUCAUACAGAAAGUUACUUUUAAGGUGAACAACUCCCAUGAAUCCAUGCCCCUUUUAAUACAAGACAGAAACCUUGCAGGCCUUUUCUUCUGACUGGCAUUGCUUUCUAUAGCUAAAUGUAUCAUCAACAAGUACCCCCUUGUAUGGCCACCUUUAGUCCCUUAUUCAUGUAAAAACUGCUUCCCCACAGCCUACAUACCUUAGUUAAUAACAGAGAUGGAAGAAAAAUAUAAAAAAAA
Molecule: messenger RNA, 7436 nt
Organism: Xenopus tropicalis (tropical clawed frog)
Lineage: Eukaryota; Metazoa; Chordata; Amphibia; Anura; Pipidae
Gene: fmn1
Product: formin 1
Exons: 17
Coding region: 681-4511 (1276 amino acids)
Biological process (GO): actin nucleation; actin cytoskeleton organization
Cellular component (GO): cytoskeleton; actin filament; cytoplasm
Molecular function (GO): microtubule binding; actin binding
Source: RefSeq, a predicted model, not a curated record